AUGGCAGCUCUCUCUCAAUUCUUCUAUUUGACGCUACUCGUCCUCUACUGCUUGAUCUUUGAACUCGUAAUCCAAAUACGCUAUGUCAUUAUGACUAUCAGAAACAUUUUUGGUAAAGGGAUGCUUAGCGCCCCCGAAUAUCUCAAAUUUAUCGAAGAAAACGUUCCAGCAAUUUCUUACUCAAACAGGUUGGGAUCGAUGGAUUGUGCAGUGUGUUUAUCUGAUUUUAAGGAAGGUGAAGCUGUUAGAAAUUUGAAGUGCAAGCACACAUUUCACAAGAGUUGCUUAGACAAAUGGUUACGAGGAUAUUUGACUACAUGUCCGAUUUGCAGGACUGAGGUUUUGCCAAGUGAGUUUGUUGCCGAUUACAAACGGUUGAAAUAUCAGAUGGAGAAUGAUAGGAUCUAUGAGGGGGACAUGUUCGGAAAUCUCCUGGAUAGAUCCCUUAGGGCCAAUCCCAAUUUACAAACUCCCGAGCUCAUAAGCCACCCUCAACGAUUACGACCCAUCACAGAUUUCUGUGAGCAAGGUAAUGAAGGCCUAUAG
Molecule: messenger RNA, 546 nt
Organism: Dovyalis caffra
Lineage: Eukaryota; Viridiplantae; Streptophyta; Magnoliopsida; Malpighiales; Salicaceae
Source: the annotation of a GenBank genome assembly